Messenger RNA from Apaloderma vittatum (bar-tailed trogon), 1472 nucleotides. Its product is annotated as zinc transporter ZIP13. Gene Ontology annotation, molecular function: zinc ion transmembrane transporter activity. Gene Ontology annotation, biological process: zinc ion transmembrane transport; intracellular zinc ion homeostasis. The coding region runs from base 34 to 1140 and encodes 368 amino acids. The record is from RefSeq and is a predicted model, not a curated record. Gene Ontology annotation, cellular component: membrane. NCBI's taxonomy places the organism in Eukaryota, Metazoa, Chordata, Aves, Trogoniformes, Trogonidae. The transcript is spliced from 9 exons.
GAGAUCGGCCAGCCCGGCUGAGACCACUUAGCGAUGACAAAACAAAAGUUUCUGCUUGAAGGGACGCUCUCCUUGUUCCUGAUCGUGGCCUGUGAAGCUCAGCAGCUGCCAAGAAGUCAUGCUGCUGCUAGUGCUGGUCCUCUGUGCGAGAAGGAGGCAGAGUCCUGGGGAAGCCUUUUCAGCAGCGAGCGGCUGGAUGCCUGGAUCUGCUCCCUCCUUGGUUCCUUCAUGGUGGGGCUGAGCGGGGUCUUCCCCUUGCUGGUGAUCCCAUUUGAGACAGGAGCUGCUCUGCGGUCAGAAGCUGGAUCACACCGUUUGAAGCAGUUGCUGAGUUUUGCCAUUGGUGGCUUACUGGGGAAUGUGUUUCUGCACCUGCUUCCUGAAGCCUGGGCUUACACGUGCAGUGCCACAACAGGAGAAGGGCAGAGCUUUCAGCAGCAGGAGCUUCUGGGUCUCUGGGUCAUCAUUGGUUUCCUGACCUUUCUGGUGCUAGAGAAGAUCUUCCUAGAGAAAGAAGAGAAGGAGUGCCCUGGUGUGGGCUGUGAUUCCAAAGCACCAGCUGGAAAGAUUCCCAAUGGAAGUGGCUACCCUCUGCUGAAGGCGGCAAGUCCAUUGCAAAGAGAAGGAACAGAUUCCACUCAGUGUAAUGGCUCCUCUCUCUGGUCAUGUCCAACAGACAACAGAAUCAAGAUUAGUGGUUACCUCAAUCUGCUGGCCAACACCAUUGAUAACUUUACACACGGCCUGGCAGUAGCAGCCAGCUUCCUGGUUAGCAGAAAGGUUGGGUUCCUGACCACAGUGGCCAUUCUCCUGCAUGAAAUCCCACAUGAGGUUGGAGACUUUGCAAUCCUACUUCGGGCUGGCUUCGACCGCUGGAGUGCGGCCAAGAUGCAGCUUUCCACAGCUCUGGGGGGGAUUUUAGGGGCCUGCUUUGCAAUAUGUGCUCAGUCACCAAAAGGAGCAGGGCAAACAGUAGCCUGGAUUCUUCCUUUCACUUCUGGUGGGUUUCUGUAUAUUGCCUUGGUAAACGUUGUGCCUGAUCUCCUGGAGGAAAAGAAUCCUUGGAACUCCCUGCAGCAAAUUCUGCUCCUGUGUACAGGCAUUACAGUCAUGGUGCUACUCUCGCUCACAACCGAGUGACCUCUGCGCAGACCUCACGAUGCCUCCCAGAGCCACCACAGUGACUCUGAGCUGUUACAAAGCAAUAAGGAACACUAAUGUUACUUCCUAUGUGUGUGUGUGCAGAUCUGGCUGCUAGUAUGAGAAGCAGGUGAGAAAGAGGUCUGGGUGUGCAAGACUUCAUUCCCUGGCUCUCCUAUCCCUGUUCUGCUAAAAUCCACACAUCAGGGCUUCCUUUUGUUGUUGUCGUUUGUUUCUUUUUCGUGGAACAAAAGUUACAGUGAGCAGAAACAAACUGAAGAGCUGCUCCACAGCAAAUGGGCAAUGUUUCAUUCUGUUCAUUCUGAUGGAAC